Molecule: messenger RNA, 999 nt
Organism: Durotheca rogersii
Lineage: Eukaryota; Fungi; Ascomycota; Sordariomycetes; Xylariales; Xylariaceae
Exons: 1
Coding region: 1-999 (332 amino acids)
Source: RefSeq, a predicted model, not a curated record
AUGGGAGGCAUUCGGGGCCGCGUAUCUUUUGGCAAACGAAAGGUUGGUGAAAUCGCCACAGACGAGACUCGGGAAGACAUGGCAUCCCCUACCACGGAAGAGCCACAACCUAAGAGAGCCAAGACGGAAACUGCGUCUGAAGAGGAGAAUGGGGAUGGCCCUAAGCGCUGGUACCCCGGCAUGCAGGUUCCCGAAGGCCGACCACGGCCCAAGUUCGUAGGCGAGGACGACGAGGCGCGCAUCUCAGGCAGCGGGACGGUCGAAGACCCGGCGAUCAUGUGGCUGGGGAAGAUGCCGUCGCGCGACGCAGGGGGCGCGAUCCGGGCGGCAAACGAGGAGGUAGCGCGGCAGGCGGCGCAGCGGCUAGGGUGCGGGAUCACGCACGUGUACAUCCGGUGCGCGGCGCAGGCGAGCAAGUUCGUGGACCGGGACGGGGCGCGGAUCCCGGUGUGGAACCCGGACCGGAUCUGGUUCGCGCACGGGGCGGCGGCGGCGGCGCCGCACCUGGCGCUGGCGUUCGGCACGGCGGCGGACAACCUGGUGCUGCACGGGUACGUGGGCGUGGCGGUGGACGGGGCGGGGCGGCCGACGGGGCUGGCGGCGAGCGCGGGAGGCGACGUCGAGGACGGCGAGGACGCCGACGGCGCGCUCGACCUCGCGCCCUACGCCGAGACGCCGCGCGACUGCGCCGCCUACUGCCCCCUCCACGCCGCCGGCCAGGCGCCCGUCGACGCCUGCGCGCUGGCCCGCGCCCGCGCCUGCCCCGUCCACGGCGACGUCUCCGCCGCCCUCGACCACUGGUGCCCCCGCGCCCGCUGGCGCACCGAGCCCCUCGGCGACCACUACUGCCCCUGCCCCCACGACGUCGCCGGGCUCGCCGACCACUACUGCCCCUGCCCCCACGAGGGCGCCGCGGCGGCCAGGCGCCACUGCCGCCACAAGGUCUCCAAGCAGGCUAGGGCCCAGCACCUCCAUUACUGCCCGGCCUAUCCGUUUUAA